AUGUCGACCAGAAGUCGGUCUGCCAGAGGAUCGAAGACGCGAGAUCGCUUGGACGAGGUGCAGCUGGACGUGCGCCACUUGUUUGAGAAGGUCACCUCAUCUGCUUGCCUACCAAGCGCCGUCACUGACGAGGCAGACGUCAGCAACGACAGUAAGGCGUCUACCGCGGCGGAGGCUGUCGCGGCGACGUGGAAAAUCUAUGAGAACGGCCAGCCCGUGGUGGGUCGCUUGUAUGGCCGUGUGCCCAGUGCCCACCGCGCCUCACUCCCAAAGCAUAGCCUCUGCAAGAACAUACCUGGCUUGUUACCAGCUCUCUGUGGGCCACCUUUGAUAGGACAGUGCAACGAAGCGCAUGUUCUUUGCACCCAUCCCAAGGUAUCGUUAUCGUCGACGCUUGGCCCCUUUGAGUCCCCGUUUUUCGGCUCCACGACACCCGCCCGCGAGACCAUCCGGGCCGUAUCUAGUCUAUCCUGGCAUCGCCCGAACAACGGCUUUCAGGGAGACGCGCUGAAGGCAACGGCCAUUGCAUCUUCAGUGCCAACCAGGUUCCGCUUGAGCACUCCGCUAAAAUUUACGCCUCGUCGAGGCCGCGUGCCACUGCCAUCCCGGCCGGUGCAGCAGUCGUCGCCUCAAGGCGCGCAGUCGCCGUCCACAUUGAAUGCCUCACCGAUGGUGACCCCAGGGGCUUUGACGCCCAAGGGUCACGUGGACGACACUGGACGACGCAUACAGGGCGCUGACAGGGCGCGCGCGUCGAUUGCUUGUACGAGUUGUCGUCGGAGUAAGACAAAGUGCAACAACAAGGGUCAAGGGACCACCUGCAUUGCUUGCGCCGAGAAGAACAAGUUCUGCGAUUACAGCAACACGGAUGCAUCCACGACCGGUGUAGUGAAACGGCGGGAGAGCACGGUUGGAGACAUUGAUUCCACAACAGUGACUUUCGCUGGUGUCUAUCGUGUAAAUCCAUUCCUGCUUCUCCCACACGUGUUCGACUUGACGGCUGCUGUUCAGAAGCGAAAGAGACCAAUAGCGUCGGCUCUGGCGCAUCACCCUUACGAUGUCCCUAAAACCCAAGAUGACGUUCUGCAUUCUCCCUUCCUCACCGCCAAGGUCUGGGAAGAGCUGUUCGACAUCUACGAAAAACAUUUCGCGUCUGACUUCCCCUUUCUACACCGGCAGAGGUUCCUGAAGCCGCUGCAUCAGCCUCAACAAUCUAUCGCUUCCAGGCAGAACUUUGAUGCUCUACCACGUCCUCCACACAGCCCACCUCUACUCCUUGGGUUCCUGACUCUGACUGCUCGUUAUCAUCCCGAAUUAGUACAGCGCGUAGGGACCCCUAUCGCGACGGCAGAGUAUUGGGCGAAAGCCACGCAAGACCGUCUGGGCUCCAUUCCCGGGACCGGAUCUCUGGAAAGAGCCCAGGCUAUGCUUUUCCUUGGGUAUCAUCGUUGGACUGAUCUGAAAGGAGAGAACGGAUGGCAUUUCAUUGGACUGGCCACGCGUUAUGUGCAAAACCUUGGGUACCAGAAAGACGAAAACUACGAAGAUACUAAAAAAGGGGAACGCCGUGGCUCCGACGCCGAAGACGAACUUGCCGAGCGUAAAGAAUUCAUCGACCGCGAAAUCCGUCGCCGCACUUUCUGGAGCUGUUUCAUCAUGGAUCGAUAUACAAGCUGUGUAUCAAGUCGAGUACAGAUGAUCAACGUGAAUGACAUCAAAACCCAACUACCCUGCAACGAUGGAGCUUUUAAUACAGGAACUAAAGUCAGGACUCGGUGGUUAGGGGAGAGCGAUGAACAAUACAGCGAGCGUAGGGACGCAGAAACGGCCAGGACAAGACGUGUCCACCAUCAUUCUCUUUGGGACAACAGAAGCAAGACACAUGGCGAAACCCAGUGGGAAGUGGGCAAAAGUGAGGCAGCACUAAGCUUGUACAUACAGACAGUCGACUACUUCGGCAAAAUCCUGGCGUAUUCGAUUGGGAGAGGUCGACGGACAGAAGAGCAUCCCCCUUGGGACGAAAAAAGUACAUUCUACAAGCUUGUGCAAGGCUAUGAGGUGCUUCGAGCCGGACUGCCACAGCCUCUGACCCUUACAACACAGCAUACAGAGUAUAUUGCGUUCGCGCCUUGGGGCAAAGCCAAACCGGAGGGGCCUUUGGAUGAACCCAGGAUCACACAACCACUUCCGGACGAUAUGCCAGACUACUGGAUUGAUCAGGCUCGCAAGUGCUUCGGUGCUGGAAAAGACUUUGCCGAAUUGCUCAUCGCUUGCGAUGCAGCUAAUGCGCUUGUUGACAGUACUAUUGCGGGUUGGGCCACGUACAUCGUCGGAUGGUGUGCUAUGUACUGCCACAUGUUUCCCAACAUGGACCCUGACCGCGCGUUAGACUCUCAUGCACAACCAAAUGCGUGGGACACGACAAAUAAGAUCCUCCAUAAGGUGGGAAAUCGCUUCACUAUGCCGGGUUAUUGGCAAGAUGCUCUUACGCGCUUGCAUGACCUCUAUCGGCAACAGAAACACAAUUGGAAGAGACUUGCGAAUUCGCCUGGAAGCACAUCGAGUACAGCCAGUGAAGGUGGAGGUCUCUACAUUUACGAGUCUCAAGGUUUCCAAACAGAUCACUUAGAGCUUGGCAAUACGUUGGACAAGAGUUGGAGUCGCAAAACCAGACCAGACGACUGGAAGCUCACUCAUGACCCGGCCGCGGAAAGACACAACGGACUGAACAGUCCGACAGCGAACUUUAAAAUUGAAGACACACCUGCCUCGACACCCCAUUCGACAGGUUUCAAUUCGAUCAACGGGCAACCAACGAGCGAGGCGCCUUCGGUGACGCCAUCAAGCCGUAUGCCAUGGAAUGCGCAUCCUUCCCCAUCCGUUGCACCUGUACGCCCAUAUGGAUCCUCCGAAAUACCACAGAGUCCCCACGGACCACAGAUAACGCCAAACCCCAGCAUUGAGGGUACAACCAUUCCGUCGCCUUAUAGAGAGAGUGCAGAUGUGCAUUUCCCCCCGGCCCCAACGCAUCACUACGCACCUCGAGAGGCUCUUCCGGGCGUAGCACGCGGACCUACCCGCCCUACAACUGCGCUGUACGGCUGGUCAUCGCAAGUCCAACAGGCACAGUUUGCGCAGCAGAUGACUGUUGACGAAAUGAGACUUCGAGGGCAACCUAGUGUUGCCAUGGGCGAAUUUUCAGAUUUCCAGCGUGGCGAUUAUAAUCCUUGGCCCAAUCAGCACAUGCCCGAUUUUGAUGUAUUCAAUGCCAAUUACGGGUCUGAAAUGCCUUAUUGCGAACUAAUCGAUCAGGGUUAUCUGGCCGGGCCUACGCAAUAA
This is a messenger RNA of Parastagonospora nodorum SN15, 3339 nucleotides long. RefSeq lists its product as hypothetical. Gene Ontology annotation, molecular function: DNA binding; DNA-binding transcription factor activity, RNA polymerase II-specific; zinc ion binding. The coding region runs from base 1 to 3339 and encodes 1112 amino acids. NCBI's taxonomy places the organism in Eukaryota, Fungi, Ascomycota, Dothideomycetes, Pleosporales, Phaeosphaeriaceae. The record is from RefSeq and is a predicted model, not a curated record. Gene Ontology annotation, biological process: regulation of DNA-templated transcription; DNA-templated transcription. Gene Ontology annotation, cellular component: nucleus. The transcript has 10 exons.